This is a messenger RNA of Contarinia nasturtii (swede midge), 1034 nucleotides long. Its product is annotated as myrosinase 1-like. Bases 190 to 870 code for a protein of 226 amino acids. The record is from RefSeq and is a predicted model, not a curated record. Gene Ontology annotation, molecular function: beta-glucosidase activity. The transcript is spliced from 5 exons. NCBI's taxonomy places the organism in Eukaryota, Metazoa, Arthropoda, Insecta, Diptera, Cecidomyiidae. Gene Ontology annotation, biological process: carbohydrate metabolic process.
UUAAUUUGUGCUUAUCUUUCAUGAACAGGCGAAUACUUAUGCGGUCACAAUGUAUUGAAAGCCCAUGCUGUUGCUUAUCGAUUGUACAAAAACACAUACUAUGACCGUUACCAUGGUCAAGUUGGUAUCACUUUAAGCUCACGAUUUUUCUAUUCUGAUACAAAUGAUUCAAGUACUGUUGAUCGAGCAAUGCACUUUUCCCUGGGCUGGUUUGCAAAUCCAAUUUUUAGUCUAAAAGGCAACUAUCCAGCUGAUAUGGUAACGACUAUUACGAGUAAUUCUGUUCGAGAGGGACGUUCAUGGUCACGAUUACCAUCAUUCACGGACAAAUGGAUCGAAACUAUUCGUGGAACCGCUGACUUUUUGGGAUUGAAUUAUUACACAAGCCGUAUCGUUGAGCCAAUUUCUUCUCAACCAGACGGACCGAACCCAUCAUAUCAGCGCGAUAUGAAUUUGAAAUUUCGAAUAAAACCAGAAUGGAAGAAAAGUGCUUCGGAUUGGCUAUACUCUGUACCUGAGGGAAUUGGCGAUAUACUUAGAUGGAUCAAAGCAGAAUACAACAAUCCCCCCGUAAUAAUCACGGAAAAUGGGUGGUCAGAUGAAGGACAAAUCGAAGAUGACGAUCGAAUCGUCUAUUUACACGAUCACUUGAAACAUAUUCUGGAUGUUAUCUUGAACGACGAAACAAAUCUUAAAGGAUACACAGUAUGGUCGAUAAUCGAUAAUUUCGAAUGGGCUCAAGGAUAUACUGAAAAAUUUGGAUUGUACCAUGUCAAUAUGUCUUCACCAAGGAAAGAACGAACUGCCAAAAAGUCGUCAAAUUUUAUGCGUCUAGUAACAACAACUCGUAAAAUUCCCAAAAUAAACUGAGUCUGCAAACAUUGUAUGGAUUUUAAAUAAUUGCAUAUUGGUCGUAUAACAAAUCUCGAACUCUGUAAUACUCAUCGGAUAUACAUCCUUCCAUGCAUAGCUUUCCAGUGUCAAUCUAUAAAUACAAAAAUAAAUAUUUUCUAUGAAUUUGUUUUUUAUCCAAA